AUGGAUCCCUUCACAUACACACUAACCCGGGAGCCCGCGGCAGCCAAGAUGACCUUCCAAAAAGCACCAACCCUCGAGAACGCCCAUCCCCACACAGAUCGUGUGGCGGCUUUAACGCGCGGUCUUCGGCAAGGCCGCGUAGACCAUAAGCCUUACCCGAGGCUAGAGCACGAGAGCGCCUACAAAGCCCCGGUUAUGAGCGAGGCUGGUGAUGUAUGCUCCAUGGCGUCAAUCACCAAUGCCUACGCAAGGGGUGACGCAAAACAUGUUACCUCAUGCAUGUCAAUACCUGCUGCCUGCGCAGACUCCACGGAGGACGUCAGUUUCUUUGUGUUUACAGAUGAAGAGGGGCAGCUGGCUCCCAAUAUCGUUUAA
Penicillium chermesinum is the source of this 375-nucleotide messenger RNA. RefSeq lists its product as uncharacterized. NCBI's taxonomy places the organism in Eukaryota, Fungi, Ascomycota, Eurotiomycetes, Eurotiales, Aspergillaceae. The transcript is spliced from 3 exons. Bases 1 to 375 code for a protein of 124 amino acids. The record is from RefSeq and is a predicted model, not a curated record.